AUGACCGCGACCGCAGCCCUCCUGCCCGUCCUCUUGCUCCUGCUGGCCUUCGGCCACAGUGUCCAUGGAGCUGAAUGCUUCCCGGCCUGCCACCCCCAAAAUGGAUUCUGCGAGGAUGACAAUGUUUGCAGGUGCCAGCCUGGUUGGCAGGGUCCCCUGUGUGACCAGUGCGUGACCUUUCCCGGCUGUGUUAACGGACUGUGCGUGGAACCCUGGCAGUGCAUUUGUGACGACGGCUGGGACGGGAACCUCUGCGACAUAGAUGUGCGGGCUUGUGCCUCGACCCCCUGCGCCAACAAUGGAACCUGUGCGAACCUCGAUUCCGGCCAGUACGAGUGCUCCUGUGCCCCUGGAUUCUCGGGAAAGGACUGUCAGAAGAAGGACGGGCCCUGUGUGAUCAAUGGCUCCCCCUGUCAGCACGGAGGCACCUGUGUGGAUGACGAGGGCCGGGCCUCCCAUGCCUCCUGCCUGUGCCCCCCUGGCUUCUCUGGCAAUUUCUGCGAGAUCGUGGCCAACAGCUGCACCCCCAACCCGUGCGAGAACCAGGGCAUCUGCACCGACAUCGGGGGCGACUUCCGCUGCCGAUGCCCCGCCGGCUUCGUGGACAAGACCUGCAGCCGUCCCGUGGGGAACUGCGCCUCCGACCCGUGCCUCAACGGGGGCACCUGCUUGUGGCACACCCAGGUGAGGUACGAGUGUGUGUGCAAGCCCGGGUUCACGGGCCCCCUCUGUGGCCGGAAGCGCGCCCCGAGCCCCCAGCAGGUCACCCGUCUGCCCAGCGGGUACGGGCUCACCUACCGCCUGACCCCCGGGGUGCACGAGCUGCCGGUGCCCCAGCCCGAGCACCGCAUCCUCAAGGUGUCCAUGAAGGAGCUCAACAAGAACACCCCCCUCCUCUCCGAGGGCCAGGCCAUCUGCUUCACCAUCCUGGGCGUGCUGACCAGCCUGGUGGUGCUGGGCACCGUGGGCAUCGUCUUCCUCAACAAGUGCGAGGCCUGGGUGUCCAACCUGCGCUACAGCCGGAGGCUGCGGCAAAAGAAGAACCUGCUGCUUCGUUACAACAGCGGCGAGGACCUCGCGGUCAACAUCAUCUUCCCCGAGAAGAUCGACAUGGCCACCUUCACCAAGGAGGCCGGCGAAGACGACAUCUAA
This is a messenger RNA of Enhydra lutris kenyoni (northern sea otter), 1152 nucleotides long. RefSeq names its product delta like non-canonical Notch ligand 1. Gene Ontology annotation, biological process: negative regulation of Notch signaling pathway. The transcript is spliced from 5 exons. The record is from RefSeq and is a predicted model, not a curated record. Gene Ontology annotation, cellular component: membrane. Gene Ontology annotation, molecular function: calcium ion binding. Lineage: Eukaryota; Metazoa; Chordata; Mammalia; Carnivora; Mustelidae. Bases 1 to 1152 code for a protein of 383 amino acids.